UUCUUACUCAAGUUCGUUCCCUAAACCCUAAGUUUGCGACAAAAUUGAAGCUUUGUUGAGUUUUAUGCAUAAAUUAGGGCGCCAAAUUGCAAGAACCGCUGGAUCGAGACGAAGGAUUUCAUUUCCAAAAGCGUAAAGGAUUUCAUCUUCUCGAUCAAUUUCAACUUGGCUUCUGUGAAUAAUCUAGAGCCUCUUAAUCAUUUCAUACCAAAUCAUUCAACAUCUACCAAACAACCCCGAAUGGAAUGAGACUUGGAAGUUGUAGUAGUUGAAGAAGAAUGGAAGAGGUAGGUCACAGGGUAAGAGAAUUGAUACAAAAGGAAGUGCACGAUUGGGAUUCGGAGGUGAUGGUGAGUGCGAGAUUCAAAGCUUUCAGUGGUCAGAGGUCUGAUUGGGAAUCACGGUACUACUUCUGGAGAGAUUUGAUCAUCAAGAUUGCUCGACAUCUUCACAUCUUCAUUAUUCGUCCUUCAGUGGUUAAAAAUGUCUGGUUCAACCACGGAGGCUUGACCCCUUUAUGCCUUGACCAUGUAUUGCUUCAAAUGUAUAAUGACGGGGACCUUUCAUGUAGCAGCGAUCUUAUCGAUCCAAAAAGUGGCCAACUCACCCAGAUAUUCCACAAAGUAAGACAUUUGCUGCCCUUGCCUAAAUCACCAAUUCCAUCUGAAGACGAGUUUAUCGUUUCUACGCUCUUAGAGGAGAAAUCUAUGGAAGUUAUCAAACUUUUACGUGACGAUCACUGGACUUGUUCGUGCAUUGUCACGAUGAGCAAGUUCCAAGUGAUUUGUGGAGGGCCAAAAGAAGCAUCAGUGAUCUUGAGCCAUUUGUCUAAAUGUGGGAAAGCAAAGUACCUUGCCAUCAGACGGAAGGAUCUUAUAGAGGGUGUCAAAUUCUCUCUUUCUCUCCAGACGGUCUCUGGUAUUACAAGUCCAGAUUAUGAUGUUCUGCACUUGAUUUGGACAGCAGAGAAGCUCCAGCUACAACUUGAUAUGAUCGAUCAACGUCGGGAAAAGUCGAAAAUGUUGGCUUUGGCUUCUCUAAAAUCUGGGAACAAAAUUAGUGCGUUGAGACAAGCAACAGAAAUGAAGUUGGCCUCUGAAAGCAGAGAAAAAUGUAAUUUGCUUCUAAUGCGAGUGGAGGAAGUCCUUAGAGCCAUAGCAGAUGCUCAAGAUUCAAAACAGGUUUUUGAAGCCAUUCAAAGUGGCAGUAAAACAAUAAAGGAUAGGCAAAUCACCAUAGAAGAAGUUGAACUCUGCUUGGAUGAACUUGAUGAGACUAUCAAUUCACAGAAGCAAGUAGAAAAACUCUUAGGGUCAGUUUGGUCAUAUGAAGAAUUUGAUGAAGAUCUUGAAGAUGAGUUGGAUAAACUAAUGUUGGAAGAAAGUGGAAAGUCUGAAUCAGAUGGUGGCACAAGGGAACAGGAAUCACUGAGUAAGAGCCUUUCAGAUCUUAAGCUUUCAGAUAAUAAUAAUAAUAAUGUAGUAGUGACCAGGGGUGUUCAAAAACCCGACCCACCCAACCCAAUUCAAAGCAAAAAAAAAAACAACCCGAAGCAGCCUGAUGUCUAAUUGAGUUGUAAAAUCUUCAAAUCUUAGGUAUUGGGUUGGAAUUGGGUCACGGUCAUUUGAACCCAAUAUCUUUUUAUUUCUUGGAUUUAAUAUGAUUGUUGAGUCUCUAUUAACAUGUAGACAAUUGCAUGGGUGCAUACCCUGUUCAUAUACAUAUAUUUUCAAUCUUUUUUC
Cynara cardunculus var. scolymus (artichoke) is the source of this 1742-nucleotide messenger RNA. RefSeq names its product charged multivesicular body protein 7. The transcript has 9 exons. Gene Ontology annotation, cellular component: multivesicular body; cytoplasmic side of plasma membrane; ESCRT III complex. Gene Ontology annotation, biological process: late endosome to vacuole transport via multivesicular body sorting pathway; vesicle budding from membrane. The record is from RefSeq and is a predicted model, not a curated record. The coding region runs from base 279 to 1568 and encodes 429 amino acids. NCBI's taxonomy places the organism in Eukaryota, Viridiplantae, Streptophyta, Magnoliopsida, Asterales, Asteraceae.